UUGAUCAGUGUGUGUUUACUUAGAGAGCCGAGCGGUGUCGUCUCCUCGUUCACAGUCAGUCAUAACACAUAACCAUGCUUCCUGUGGUAAAACGGAUGAGUGCACUCACUUUGCACUGCUUUCUACUCUCUGUUCCUUUGGGCUUGGUGCUGUUAAGUGAAGUUGCCGUCACGACAGCGAGCGAUGAGGAGGCUGGUGUUCGUGAAGCUCGGUCAGCAGGCGACCAGGUGGUAGUUCAUCCAGUGGACUGUGUUUUAUCAGAGUGGAGCUCCUGGUCCCGCUGUGACACGUGUCAGAAAAAAAGAUAUCGCUAUGCUAAACUGGACCAGCCGUCCCAGUUUGGAGGUCAACCGUGCAAUUUUCAUGGCAGAGAGGAGGAGGCGUGUGACGUUCCAGCACGCUACACAUGUGACAAUGUUCCUUUGUGUGAGGGAUUCCUCUGCGCCCAAACAGGUCGCUGUAUUCACAGAACUCUGCAGUGUAGCGGGGAGGAUGACUGUGGGGACAUGUCGGAUGAAGCCGGCUGUAAGAAGGUUUCAAAGCCCUGCAGGGAGGAGGUUGAAGAGUAUUGGGGAAUCGAAAAUCUCGCCAAAGGCAUCAACAUCUUGAACAGUAACCUGGAGGGAGUGGUGCUUGAUAACAGAUAUUACGCUGGCAGCUGCUUGCCACAGUACAUCCAGGAUGUCAGAUACAGGAAGCCCUACAACCUGCAACAGUACACUACGCAGACGAAAGGCUCGUAUGAUUUCUCCAUGGAGGCUUUCGAAUCAUACUCUUUAUACAUGAACCACAUCAUAAAGGAGCGCCAUACCCAAACCUCAAUUUCCAUUGGCUUUUCCAUUCCAGGCGUGGCUGAAUUUGGCUUCAACUACAAUAGUGCCAAAUACACCAAGAAAGAACAGAUCAUUCGCCGAGCUUCUGGCAUUACUAAAAGCUUUGUCAGGGCCAAAGCACAAGUGGAGAUGGCUCAGUACAUGUUGAAAGCAGAUGAUUUGGUGCUUCACCCUGAGUUCCUGCAGCGCCUGCGCUCCCUGCCACAGGCCUAUGUUUAUGGGGAGUACAGACAGAUCUACAGGGACUACGGCACCCACUACAUCACAGAGGCAGGCCUCGGAGGAGACUAUGAUUUCACCAUCAUUCUGAACAAGGAGAAGCUCGAGAAGUCAGAUUAUACUUUGGACGACUACAAAAAGUGUACUUCGGCAGGCCUCAAGGUGGGGGCCAACAUAUAUGGCGUUUAUGUGUCAGCGGGAGUUCACGGUGGAUCCUGUAAUGGCCUGUUGAAUGAGAUGGGAGAGAACACAGCUCAUGGCAGCAUGGUGGAGGACUUUGUUUCUGUUGUAAAGGGUGGAAGUAGUGAAUCCAUCUCUGCUUUGGUGGCCAAAAGGCUUCCCACUUCCCAGCUGAUGCAGCUCUGGGGCGAAGGCGUGAAGUUUAACCCUGACUUUAUUCGUACAACAACUAAGCCUAUUUAUGAGCUGGUGAACUCCAGAGACUUCACCCAGUAUGCCACCCUGAAGAGAAACCUGAAGAGAGCGCUGUCCGAGCACCUGGCAGAGACGAGUCCGUGUCGAUGUGCUCCAUGCAAAAACAAUGGAGUGGCCGUUUUGAAAGGCACAAGGUGUGACUGUGUGUGUCCUCUUGGCUACUCUGGACGGGGCUGUGAGAUCACUCAAAGGCGAACAGAUGUAGGCAUUGACGGCAGCUGGACCUGCUGGGGUGCGUGGUCAUCCUGCAGCGGAACAACAAAGACGAGGAGCAGACAGUGUAGCAACCCAGCACCCAGCAAUGGAGGCCUGCCAUGCAGAGGACUGCAGCAGGAGUCGACUGAAUGCUGAUUCUGCUCGACAGCCCUGAUGUCAACCCUGACACAAAGAUUUAUAAUUAAAAAAAACCUUGAAAAUAG
Molecule: messenger RNA, 1906 nt
Organism: Centropristis striata (black sea bass)
Lineage: Eukaryota; Metazoa; Chordata; Actinopteri; Perciformes; Serranidae
Gene: c8b
Product: complement component 8, beta polypeptide
Exons: 12
Coding region: 75-1838 (587 amino acids)
Biological process (GO): immune response
Cellular component (GO): membrane attack complex
Molecular function (GO): protein binding
Source: RefSeq, a predicted model, not a curated record